AUGUUGGUUCGAAUGAAUACUUUAAGUACUUCUCGAAGACAUGCUAUAACGUCAUCACGUUUAUUUAGUGCUCAAUUGUCCAAGAGUGCAAAGACAAAGAGGGCAACAAAAGUUCAAAGUUCUAAUCCACAAAUGGCCUUCCCGUGUUUAGAUAGGUUGGAGCAAAAAUCUAAAAUCCUUUCGAAUGCUUGUGUUUCUGAAGAUUUUGUCAAUUCUUUAGAAUCAGGUCCAGAACCUUCAUACUCUAAAGUCCGUACUGGGUUCCAUUUAUUCCAUUCAAAAGAUCCAAUAUUCUUUGAUAAUGGUGGCUUUUUACCCGAGUAUGAAAUUGCAUAUGAAACUUGGGGUAAACUAAAUGAAGCUAAGGAUAAUAUUAUAUUGAUUCACACUGGUCUCUCAGCUUCAUCACAUGCCAAGUCACAGCCCAGAAAUGGCAAAUCAGGUUGGUGGGAAGAGUUCAUUGGUUCUAAAAAAUUCAUCGAUACUGAUAAGUACUUUGUUAUAUGUACUAAUGUUUUGGGAGGCUGUUAUGGAUCAACCGGUCCAGCUUCUAAAGAUCCAGCUGAUAAUGAACAUUAUGCUACCAGAUUUCCUAUAAUUACCGUCAAUGAUAUGGUUAGAGCUCAAAGACAUUUAAUCCACAAGGUUUUCGGAGCUUCUAAAAUCCAUGCAUCUGUAGGGGCAUCUAUGGGAGGUAUGCAAUCCUUAGCUUAUGCCUUUGAAUUCCCCGACGAAGUGGAGAAAGUGGUAUCUAUUUCUGGUUGUGCCAGAUCACAUCCUUAUUCAAUUGCUUUAAGACAUUGUCAACGUCAAGUGUUGAUGAGUGACCCAAAUUGGAAUCGUGGGUUUUACUACAACUCAGUUCCUCCACAUGUAGGUAUGAAACUUGCUAGAGAAAUUGCCACAGUUACAUAUAGAUCAGGUCCCGAAUGGGAAUAUCGAUUCGGACGUGGUCGUGCUGAUCCUCUGAGACCACCAGCUUUAUGUCCUGAUUUCUUAGUGGAAACGUAUUUAGACCAUGCGGGGGAGAAGUUUUGUUUGGAAUAUGAUGCUAAUUCUCUCUUGUAUGUCCUGAAGGCAAUGGACUUAUUUGAUUUGGGAUUAACCAAUCGGUCGAGAGCUUUCAAGACCAGAACAGAGAACGAAAAGAAAUAUAUCAAUGGGAAUUUCUUUGAUGAUAUUGAUCAAUCAGUGCCUGCUCAUCCUUAUAAGGAAAAGGUUGAAAAGGCUACAAUUACACCCGAGGAAUCGUAUGAAGAUUUAAAGAUGGGAAUUAGCAGAAUUGCUCAUAAGGACAUUUUGGUUGUUGGAGUUGAAUCCGAUAUCUUAUUCCCCGUUUGGCAACAAAGAGAAAUAGCCAAUGUAUUAAAAGACAAUAGCAAAGGAGGUGAUAUCAGAUACUUUGAAUUAGGCACUGAUGUUAGUAAUUAUGGUCAUGAUACUUUCUUAUUGAGUUUAGAUCAUAUUGGACCUCCAGUGAAGGAAUUUUUAGAAGGUAUAAAGUAA
Messenger RNA from Lizanozyma spartinae, 1506 nucleotides. RefSeq lists its product as uncharacterized. Gene Ontology annotation, biological process: L-homoserine metabolic process. The transcript has a single exon. The coding region runs from base 1 to 1506 and encodes 501 amino acids. The record is from RefSeq and is a predicted model, not a curated record. Lineage: Eukaryota; Fungi; Ascomycota; Pichiomycetes; Serinales; Debaryomycetaceae. Gene Ontology annotation, molecular function: homoserine O-acetyltransferase activity; L-serine O-acetyltransferase activity.